GAUGGCUUUUAGAGUAGCACCCACAGACUUCGAGCUUCCGUUCCCGGCGGCGGGGGCCAGGACUCCUCCCAGGCAGGGGACAGACAAUUAGAAGAGACCAAAAAUGUUCCUUGACAACAAGAAGUGGGGAAAGAAACCUGGACGCUGGAAUCAGGCUCCAGUAUUCCCAAAACUAUCUUCAAGAAGCCAAACAUCUGAACCGGAAGUGAGAGACAGGAAGUAGACCGCGGAAGACCACAAGGUUACACCCAAGCGUGGGUGCCGAGGGCUCGAAAUCUUCGGUGCCAACCGAUUUAAGGCGGUGGGGAAGGGUCCUGACACAAAUGGCUUUCCCUGAGCCCAAACCGCGGGGCCCGGAGCUGCCGCAAAAACGAGUGAAGACGCUGGACUGCGGGCAGGGGGCAGUGCGAGCUGUACGAUUUAAUGUGGAUGGCAAUUACUGUCUGACGUGCGGCAGCGACAAGACCCUGAAGCUGUGGAACCCGCUGCGAGGGACGCUGCUGCGGACCUACAGUGGCCACGGCUACGAGGUGCUGGACGCGGCCGGCUCCUUUGACAACAGCAGUCUCUGCUCCGGCGGCGGGGACAAGGCGGUGGUGCUGUGGGAUGUGGCAUCAGGGCAGGUCGUUCGCAAAUUCCGGGGCCACGCGGGGAAGGUGAACACGGUCCAGUUUAAUGAAGAGGCCACGGUCAUCCUGUCUGGCUCUAUCGAUUCUAGCAUACGCUGCUGGGACUGCCGAUCUCGAAGGCCUGAGCCAGUGCAGACGCUGGACGAAGCCAGGGAUGGCAUAUCCAGUGUGAAGGUGUCGGACCAUGAGAUCCUGGCAGGUUCCGUGGACGGCCGGGUGAGGCGCUACGACCUGAGGAUGGGGCAGCUCUUCUCAGACUACGUGGGCAGCCCCAUCACUUGUACCUGCUUCAGCCGGGACGGGCAGUGCACCCUGGUGUCCAGCCUGGACUCCACGUUGCGGCUUCUAGACAAGGACACCGGGGAACUGCUGGGCGAGUACACGGGCCAUAAGAACCAGGAGUACAAGCUGGACUGCUGCCUGAGUGAGCGUGACACGCACGUGGUCAGCUGCUCCGAGGACGGGAAGGUGUACUUCUGGGACCUGGUUGAGGGUGCCCUGGCACUGGCCCUGCCCGUGGGUCCUGGUGUGGUGCAAUCGCUGUCCUACCACCCCCUGGAGCCCUGCCUGCUGACUGCCGUGGGGGGCAGCGUCCACUGCUGGCGGGAAGAGGCUUAUGAGGCGGAGGGUGGCACGGGCUGAAGCCGGGGGACCCGCCGCCACCAAGGGCACAGACUCCAGGCUCACAGAGACCAUUUAUUGGAGACCCGCCGCUGACCAAGGAGUGAGGGGAGAACUGCAUGCUAAUAAAUAGAGGAGGGGAGGCUUCGCUGGUGCGGUAGCCAUUCAGUCCUCGUUCUUCUCGGGCGUGAAGGCAUCUGACUUCUGGGCGAAGGUUUCAGCCACAAGCAGGGGGAAGACCAGGGAGGCAUCGGCAUAGACCUGCGGAGGGGACCUGGGUGAACCACGGGGCCUGUGACCGCAUUCUGGGAGACUGUGCCCCGCCCCCCAGCUGACCACCCUCACCUUGACAGGCUGUGCGUCCACCCGGAUCUUGCCCCAGGAGACUGCUUCGUCUGGCCUGGCACCAGAAUCCGAGCCGUCGAAUUCCUGGGCCGUGUUGAUGUAGACAGCAUAGUCGGCCCCAUUCCGCUGUGGGGAGGGGCAAGGUGAGCUGGUCAGGCAGUCACUGGAGACAGGCAGGCAGAAAGACACGGACGCAGGGGACUAGCUAGAGGCUGAGGGAUGUGUCCUGCAUGAAGGAAGCCCUUAGUGGCCCCUUGCUUCAAAGGAAAGGCCCAUGUCAAUGCGUGGCCAGAGCUGCCCCCAACCCUCCUGCUAUCUAGCAACUACUCUCCUGCAUCUGUUCAGCAGGGACUGCCACCAAAUAUACAGAAGGCUCCCACCCUGGUCCGGGUCCCAUCACUGUUUACCCAGAACCCGCCGUUUGUUCCCCCCACAGAAGCCAGAGGGCGCCUGUGAGGACCCGAGUGGUGGCCCUGGAGGCCUGACUGGUUACUUACUUCCCGUUCCCCUUCGCUGGCCUCGUAAGUGUUCCUUGACUUAAAUCAGGCACCUCAAAGCCUUUGUGCUGGCUGUUUUCUCUGCUCACAGGUUGGAAUUCCCAGAGCUUACCUUUUCUGAAGAGCACUCCUUUUCUCUU
This is a messenger RNA of Lynx canadensis (Canada lynx), 2232 nucleotides long. It is a transcript of the gene WDR83, whose product is annotated as WD repeat domain 83. NCBI's taxonomy places the organism in Eukaryota, Metazoa, Chordata, Mammalia, Carnivora, Felidae. Gene Ontology annotation, molecular function: protein binding. Gene Ontology annotation, cellular component: catalytic step 2 spliceosome. The record is from RefSeq and is a predicted model, not a curated record. The transcript has 9 exons. Bases 324 to 1271 code for a protein of 315 amino acids. Gene Ontology annotation, biological process: mRNA splicing, via spliceosome.